GCUGGACCCUACGCACACACGGACUGGUCGCCGCUCUUUAACAACUCAAGCCGGGUGGACAGCUGGCCCAACCGCUCCAUCCACCGUCUUGGCAGGCGCGGGGUAGCUCGCUGCUUUCGCGAUCGCGCCAUCACGUCCUAUUCGUAAAGCCAUCGAACGCAAUAACCGCACGACAUAGCAGCGAAAUGGCGGAUUCCAACCCUGCAAGCGAGUUGACGCUGCGUAAGCUCGGCGUUUUUUGCGGUGCCAGCCCCGGCUCGGACCCCAAGUACAUGGCCUCCGCUCGGGCCCUCGGCGAGCAGCUGGUGCGGGAAAACAUCGGCCUCGUGUACGGCGGCGGUACGGUGGGCCUUAUGGGCGAGAUCGCUCGUACGGUGCAGGCGGGGCUGGGAGACGACGGCGUGUUGGGCGUCAUUCCGCGCGCCCUCACGCCGCGAGAGGUGUCCGGCUCCAUGAUCGGGCGGACCCACAUCGUGGAGGACAUGCACACGCGCAAGGCCAUGAUGGCGCAGCACGCGGACGGCUUCAUCGGCUUGCCGGGUGGUUUCGGCACGCUGGAGGAGCUGCUGGAGGUGGUUACCUGGCAGCAGCUGGGGUUCCACACCAAGCCCAUCGGACUGCUCAAUGUGGGCGGCUUCUUCGACCCGCUGCUGGCCUUUGUGAAGCAUGCGGUGGCGGAGGGUUUCAUUCGCUCUCAACACAACACCCUCAUCGUCUCCUCCGACCCGACCGACCUCAUCGCACGCAUGAGGGCGUUCAAACCCCCCGUGUCGCUGGUUGCCUCCGCACUCAACAGCACGGGGCCGGUGGGGCUGGACGUCAGCGUGACCUCGCAGCAGGCGGAGGAGGGGCAGGGGAAGUGAGCAGCGCAAUCAGCAGAAGGGAGCAGCAGCAGCAGGCGGAGGAGAGGAAGUGAGCAGGGGGAGGAGCGGUAGCAGCCAGGGUAGUGUAGGACUGUAGGGAAGGGGUGUGAUGGUUAUGUGGUUGUUCGCUACGAGUGAGCAGGACAGGAACGGGGUGCCUGAACAGGGUUAUGUAGCUGGAAUAAGAGGAACACACGGGGCGCAGGCUUAGCGUCGUGGUAUGCGAGAGGGGCAGUGGCGGUGAUUGCGGGUUGGGAGCUGUGGCGGGAAGCGAGCGCUGGGGGGGAGAGGUAGCUGUAGGGGCGUGCAGCUGGUGCGUGUAUGGUAACGCGUGCCUCACCUUGGCUUGUUCUUACAGGGAAUCCAGCCGGAAGUGGUUAUGCAGCACGGCCAGCACCGAGGAACGGAUACCCGAACAUGCAUGCGCCACACAACUUGUGUUGCAAUGGCCGUUCACAGCCUCAUACAGUUUCAUACCGGUCGCAUCAACAUCUCCUCAUGCUGCUGUGUUGGUGUUGAACUCUGAAGUUCCAGGAUACUUGUACAUGCAGCU
Messenger RNA from Astrephomene gubernaculifera, 1416 nucleotides. Lineage: Eukaryota; Viridiplantae; Chlorophyta; Chlorophyceae; Chlamydomonadales; Astrephomenaceae. The record is from the annotation of a GenBank genome assembly.